AUGGAGAUAAUUCAAGAGGUAGAAGCUGGAGCACCUCCCCAAGACUGUUGGAAUCUCGUCACAUUCCCUGGAAAAUGUGAUUUUCACGGGAAGAAGAAAUGCUUCAAAGAAAUGGAAUCAAAGUAUCAACAACGUUUUCUUCAGUGCACAUGUAAAAACUUAAAAGAGGAACCCAAAUCACCAAAGGACCAACAUGACUGCAUUUGUCAAAGAGCUAAUCCUUAUGAUUGUAAUUCCUAAUCUUAAUUUUUUUAGA
Arabidopsis lyrata subsp. lyrata is the source of this 256-nucleotide messenger RNA. RefSeq names its product putative defensin-like protein 233. Lineage: Eukaryota; Viridiplantae; Streptophyta; Magnoliopsida; Brassicales; Brassicaceae. Gene Ontology annotation, biological process: signal transduction. The record is from RefSeq and is a predicted model, not a curated record.